UUUCAUGUUGGGGGUUGGGGGUGGAGGCGAGGGCGCUGCCUCUAAGUCGCCUCCAGCUGAUGUCAGUGACGGCGAUCGGAGCAGCCGCACGCACGGAGCAGCUCGCGGACUGUGCUCGUUAAAUGGCAGCUACGGGACCCUGGUUUCGUUCCAGCUCCGAGUGAAGGGAAACACGCGGGGAUCAGCGAUCGAGCAGAUAAAAGGCCUGGGGGAGUUUGCAUUUACUAGCGGUUCAUUGGGACUUGAAUGUGAUGUGAGGCCUAACAAGGACUUUAUGUUGCAGCCAUGGCCACUGAGGGGACCGCGUCCAACAGCUGCUACUACGGCCACAACGUCACCUUCUUCUACAACCACGUGGGGAAGGAGCUGAGCGCCGGGUGGAGCCCCCGCGACAUCGCGGUGAUCGCGCUGGGCCUGACGCUGUCCGUCAUCGUCAUCCUGGCCAACCUGCUGGUGAUGGUGGCCAUCUUCGUCAACCGCCGCUUCCACUUCCCGAUCUACUACCUCCUGGGCAACAUGGCGGCGGCGGACCUGUUCGCCGGCGUGGCCUACGCCAACCUGAUGAUGAACACGGGCCCCAGGACCGGCACGCUCAGCAAGGAGCAGUGGUACGUGCGCGGCGCUCUGAUCGACAUCAGCCUGACGGCGUCCGUGGCCAACCUGCUGGCCGUGGCCAUGGAGCGCCACCAGACCAUCCUGACCAUGCAGCUGCACAGCCAGAUGAGCAAGCGGCGCGUGGUGCUGCUGAUCGCGGGCAUCUGGGCCGUGAGCGUCUUCAUGGGCCUCGUGCCCUCCACGUUCUGGAACUGCGAGUGCCGCCUGGAGGUCUGCUCCUCGGUGGCGCCGCUCUACAGCCGCCGCUUCCUCGUCUUCUGGGCGCUCUUCAACCUGCUCACGUUCUUCAUCAUGAUGGCCAUGUACACGCGCAUCUUCGUGCACGUGAGGCACCAGAGCCGGCUCGUCUCCCAGCACACGUCGGAGAUGUGGCACAACGAGGCCGUGGUCAACCUGAUGAAGAUCACCUGCAUUGUUCUGGGCGCCUUUGUAAUGUGCUGGACUCCCGGCCUCGUGACCCUGCUGCUGGACGGGCUGCUGGGUAAAGCCAGCCGGGCCAACGACUACGAGAAGUACUGCCUGGUGAUAGCCGAGUGCAACUCGCUGGUCAACCCCAUCAUCUACUCCCUGAGGGACGGCGAGAUGCGGAGCACGUUCAAGUGCAUCCUGUGCUGUCUGUGCCUGAGACGAGCUGAUGGGACGACGAAGUCCCCGUCCCUCGAGUUUGAGCAACGAUUAGCAGAGGAAGGUCAAAGGAAGUCAGAGGAUCAGGCCUUGUGUUUGUCUGAGGAAACCAGCGAUAAAGAAGACACACCUACGGUGACACCUUGUCUGUCACCAAACAGGACACAUUGAGGAUUUGUUUUCAAGCUACUCAGAACUGCCUCAGGGAUUUAACGCGAUGUCCCCCAUCAGCCUUCCUCUGGCUGAACAAGCUGGAUAAGUAACAGUCAUAUUUCUAAAUUGAAUUUAAAAAUGUACAGUGAUCUAUUAAAAUGUAAAAAGAC
Betta splendens (Siamese fighting fish) is the source of this 1562-nucleotide messenger RNA. RefSeq names its product lysophosphatidic acid receptor 2a (gene lpar2a). Gene Ontology annotation, biological process: G protein-coupled receptor signaling pathway. The transcript is spliced from 5 exons. Lineage: Eukaryota; Metazoa; Chordata; Actinopteri; Anabantiformes; Osphronemidae. Gene Ontology annotation, molecular function: lysophosphatidic acid receptor activity. The coding region runs from base 286 to 1410 and encodes 374 amino acids. Gene Ontology annotation, cellular component: membrane. The record is from RefSeq and is a predicted model, not a curated record.